Molecule: messenger RNA, 1674 nt
Organism: Lutzomyia longipalpis
Lineage: Eukaryota; Metazoa; Arthropoda; Insecta; Diptera; Psychodidae
Exons: 1
Coding region: 1-1674 (557 amino acids)
Biological process (GO): proteolysis
Molecular function (GO): aspartic-type endopeptidase activity
Source: RefSeq, a predicted model, not a curated record
AUGGCCACGGAAAAGGCACUUCUUGAGGCAAUUAAAGCCACUCAUGAGUUUAUGCAGGAACAAGCUCGACAAACUCAAGCUCAACAUAAGGAUUUAAUCAGUGCCCUUCAGCGGUUUGAAUUAAAUCGUCCUACACAACCGGAACUCACAAUUGAGGCACUCUCCAGUACAAUUGAUGCAUUUUCGUAUGACCCAGACAACAACGUUACAUUUGAUCUGUGGUACUCCAAAUACGAGGAUGUCUUCAUAGAGGAUACAAGGGCAUUAGACGAUGCAGGCCGUACGCGUCUACUUCUCCGGCGUUUGGACAAUGUUGCUCAUGCUCGUUACGCAAACUACAUCCUUCCGGCGGCACCCCGCGACAAGAAUUUUGAAGCUACAGUCACCAUACUGCGAAAAAUCUUUGGAAAAGGCGAGAGUGUUUUUGCAAAACGAUGGAAGUGCCUGCAAAUGCAAAAGAUUCCUCAUGAUGACUUCACAACGUACGCAGGGAAAGUCAACAGAGCAUGUGAAGAUUUCCAACUCUCCAACGUCACCCCAGAUUACUUCAAAUGCCUGAUUUUUCUCCUAGGACUUCAAGGAGAAACGUACACCGAAGUGCGUCGCAGGCUUUUGAAUAAACUGGCUACUGAAGACCCCUCAGCAGUGAACCUUGAACUAAUGGUAACGGAAGCAAAACAUUUUCUCAAUCUCAGGAAGGACAGCGAUCUCAUUGGUAAUCCUACGGCCAAUUUCGAGACUCUGGGUGUCAACGAGGUUCAAGGGCAAAAAGGAGAUGACAAUUCUAACCAGCAGAAGCGGGAUUUCGCCAAAUCCGAGAAAAAAGUUCCGAAAUCUCCGUGUUGGUUAUGUGGUUCAAUGCACUACGUGCGUGAAUGCUCUUAUCUGGAGCACACCUGUGCGGAUUGCAAGCGAAAGGGUCAUCGUGAAGGUUAUUGUGAAGUGAGCGCCAACAAGGCAGCGCAUUCAAAGCACAAUAGCAACUCACCCGCCAAAGCCAACGCGAUCGACAACACAUCCUUCAGCAGAAAAUACAUUUCCGUGACCAUUAACGGCAAGACGCUCUCACUCCUGUACGACACAGGCGCAGAUAUUACAAUUAUUUCGCAGAAAAAUUGGCAGUUUUUGGGUUCGCCAUCACUCACAUCUGUGAGCGCUCUUCCUAAAGACGCUCAAGGAAACAACAUACGUCUGCUCGGUGAGUUUCAUCCUCAUAUUGCCUUUAAUCUUUUAAGCAAACAAGGACGGUGUGUGGUGGCCAAGGGCGACAUCAACCUCUUCGGAACGGACUGGAUCUCUCUAUUCAAUCUGUGGGACACACCCAUUUCGCAGAUUUGCAACGUCACCACACCCUGUGGCGUCACAUCUUCCCAACGGGGAAUCCCCCGCGUAUUCUCCAUCACGCUUGGGAGAAGCCACAAUGAAGUCACAGAUCCCACACUUCCGUGCUCUACAUACGCCCAUACAUCUGCACUUCUCGCUGUCAAAUCUCCCGAGGACUACAUACCAAUUCACAACACUCUCAUCUUCAACAAAGACUCCGUACGAUCCGCAUGGCCUAGCUUCGAGAAGCGCAUCGGAUGUCAGCAUCGGCUCAACGUCUUUGGCUUGAGAGGCUUGUUGUGGCGUACAGCAUCUCAGGACGAUGCUACACACUCCCAUCUCUUCAUUUAA